Owenia fusiformis is the source of this 888-nucleotide messenger RNA. The record is from the annotation of a GenBank genome assembly. Lineage: Eukaryota; Metazoa; Annelida; Polychaeta; Sabellida; Oweniidae.
AUUUUAUCAUCUCAUGUUUUGCGACAUCCUACAUGUAUUAUCGUGCUGUUCUUGGUACUACUGACUAAAGCAAACGAUUGGAAGUUGAUGCUUUAAAGAUGCAAAGAAAGAUUGAAUCCAUGUUAAUCCAAAUGGCAGUAAUGCUAACUCUGCUACAUCUGAGUAUGAGUGCAAAGAACUGUUGUAAAGACAUCAAAAGCAUAAAAUCUGACAUCGAAACAUUGAAAAAGUCAGUUCAAUGUCAAAGCAGUUGUCCAACAUACUUCACAAGGCACCUGGACUCUUGUUAUUUGUUUGUAACCAUGCCAAAUGCAGCAGCAACGUGGUCUGACGCCAGUUACUAUUGUUCAACACAUAAUGCACAUCUUGUUGCCAUAGAGACAGAGGCCGAACAUACCUACAUUGUUGGAAAGCUUCAUUCUGAUGGCAAAAGUGGACUGUAUUUUUGGACAGGUGGUAAUGAUUUGACAGGAGAAUGGCAAUGGAGUGGAGGACCAUGCUUUGAGACAAAACCAAUGGAGUUUACAAAGUGGCAUCCAGGGCAACCUGAUGAGGCUUCUGGAAAUGAGAAUUGUAUGGAUCUUCAUGCAAAAUGGUCUCUAAAUUGGAAUGAUUUUAACUGUGAUCACAAAAUACAGUCAAUUUGUGAGAUAAAUCUCAUAUAACAUUCAAUUCAAAUAUAAAGGCCAUUUUGUUGAUGCUUUGCAAAGAAGCCUGGUGGAGUUGAUAAAAACCAUGGGUACAUUCUACAUGUACCGUAUUUGUUUUUCAUUGAAUGUCUUACACUAAUAUGCAACUCAAAGAGAAUGUCUAAAAGUAAACAACCCUAUACGGAUAUACAUGUAUACAGGGUGGUCCAAAAAAUGGGACACUCGGAUUUCAAAAAUA